This is a messenger RNA of Engraulis encrasicolus (European anchovy), 2733 nucleotides long. It is a transcript of the gene sfxn3, whose product is annotated as sideroflexin 3. Gene Ontology annotation, molecular function: monoatomic ion transmembrane transporter activity. The transcript has 11 exons. Gene Ontology annotation, biological process: monoatomic ion transport; serine import into mitochondrion. Gene Ontology annotation, cellular component: mitochondrial inner membrane. The record is from RefSeq and is a predicted model, not a curated record. Lineage: Eukaryota; Metazoa; Chordata; Actinopteri; Clupeiformes; Engraulidae. Bases 162 to 1130 code for a protein of 322 amino acids.
CGCUGUUGUAGGUGACUUAUCUCCCUCUGAUUUCAAGGUAGAUAUGCUGAAUGUGUGCAGUAGCUAACCCCAUGAGCUGUCAAAUAUAUUUCUGAGAGGUCAUUGUAUUAAGCUGUGCAAGUUUUGACGAACGUAGUUAGACCCAGGUUAACCCGGUGAAGAUGUCUGGAGAUAUCCCGCUCAACAUCAACAUUGCGGAGCCGCGAUGGGACCAGGGCACCUUCAUGGGCCGCGCCCAGCACUUCUUCACGGUGACCGACCCCAGGAACGUGCUGCUGUCCGGCGCUGUGCUGGAGGACGCACGGGUCACCAUCGAGGACUACAGAAAAGGCAUUGUGCGGCCCGGCCUGACGGAGGAUGAGUUGUGGAGGGCUAAGUACAUCUACGACUCGGCCUUCCACCCGGACACCGGCGAGAAGAUGAUCCUGGUGGGACGCAUGUCUGCUCAGGUGCCCAUGAACAUGACCAUCACCGGAUGCAUGCUCACCUUCUACAGGACGACCCCGGCGGUGGUCUUCUGGCAGUGGGUCAACCAGUCCUUCAACGCCGUCGUCAACUACACCAACCGCAGCGGAGACGCCCCCAUGACAGUCAACCAGCUGGGGGCAGCGUACGUCAGCGCCACCACUGGAGCAGUCGUUACAGCGCUGAGCCUCAAGGCCCUAGCCAAGCGUCUGCCUCCCAUCAUCAGUCGGUUCGUUCCCUUCGCUGCUGUUGCCGCGGCCAACUGCAUCAACAUCCCCUUCAUGAGACAGAGGGAGCUGAAGUUCGGCAUCCCGGUGACCGAUGAGGAGGGGAACCGUCUGGGGGAGUCGGCCAAGGCGGCCCAGCAGGCCAUCGUACAGGUGGUGGUGUCCAGGAUCGGCAUGGCCGUGCCAGCCAUGGCCAUCCCUCCUGUUAUUAUGGAUGCACUGGAAAAGAAAGCCUUCAUGAAGCGUUUCCCUGUGCUCAACGCUCCAGUUCAGGUUGGCCUGGUCGGAUUCUGUUUGGUGUUUGCCACUCCUCUCUGCUGCGCACUGUUCCCCCAGAAGAGCUCCAUGAGUGUGAGCAGCCUAGAGCCAGAUCUUCAAGAGCGGAUACGAGCGAGCAACGCAAACAUCACCUCCGUCUAUUUCAACAAGGGCCUGUAGAUGACCACCACACACACACACACACACACACACACACACACACACACACACACACACACACACACACACACACACACACCAUUUAUCUCCUACUCACACCCAACACUCCUCUCCACAGGGCACACCAUCAUGUGUCCCCCUUAGACAAACACAACUUAACCUCCUGGGGCAUAUUCCAAAAACAUGGUUUAGUGACUAAGCCAGCAAGGUUAUAACACAGACUGAGUGGUAAAACACCUAAUAGAAGUGACCUGGCUUUCAUCCUUCAGUCAAAGCAGAGCCAUAGGCCACUUGUAUUAGUAGAUUUACCACUGGGUCAGCGUUAACAUACGCAAGGAAGAGACUAAACCUGCUUUUUUGGAAUACCCCCCUGGUCACCUUCCCCCUUCACAUACCAGUCUUUACUUUAAGCCAGGCUCAAACUACACAACUUUAAAAUCGUGUCCGAUUCUGCGUCAGGUUGCACCGCACGCAUAAUUUUGAGUCGUAAAUAUCAAAGUGUUUGAUAUCUACAAUUUGCAAUGGGCGACUCACGACCAGGAAAUCUUGCCCGACAAUCCUGGGGGGGUAACCUUCCACCUAUUGCCGUAAGGGGUGGGGUUCAGCCGAAAAUUGGGCAGAUAGUUGUGUAGUUUGAGCCCGGGUUUAGACUACUCAGUAGGUCAACUACAGAUGUGCUAUUUCAUAUUGUACUACAGUGUUAAUUUCCAUACUCCUAACUCCGUCUUCAUACCAGAGGUGUCAAAAGUAGAAGUAAAAGUUAAGAAAAGGAAACACAGUUAUCCGAGUAACCAGUAGACUUGUGCAUUUGUUGGACAAUCGGCUCACUGCACUGGUUGGAUCAAGUUUGUGCUUGUUAGGUUUUUAGUCCUUGUUAGUAAAGAUGUAGGUUUGGCGACAUUACAAAGACAUUACAAUGUCAAAUUGUCUGGGCAUGCUAUUUUUACAUUAUGUUUGUGAAAAGGUGGUGGACAAGAUAGGUUUAUCCCAAAAGUGGUAUGAACAUGUCCCCACCAUCCACACCUAACAUUACACCCAUGUUUGUUAGUAACAACACAGUCCAUCACACCCAUUAGGUGCUAUUGAGUAAAUAGUGCAACAGCUAUGUAAUAUCAUGUGCUAGUGUAGUACUUACACCAUGAAUUUACUUUUACUGUUACUGUUGACACCUCUGCUUCAUACACAUGGAAGGUGCCCUCUCUGAACUAUGCUGCACACACGUGAUGUGUUCCGAUAUGAUGAAGGUCGUAUUGUAUGUGUAUAUAUAGCUUGAUAAAUAGGGAAUAGAGUGGGUGACUGGCUGGGCUGAUUGAUGAUGGGGUUCUGUGUAGAAUAGGAAUGACGUUUCUUUGCGUGUUGCAAAAUUGAGAUGCGGACGGGGGAUGGGUGACGUGCUAUAAAGAGGGAUCCUUUUUUGUUUGUUCUCUUGCAGCUGAGCUUUGCGUGGUUUCAUUUGUUUGUUUUUUUCCCCUUUGGUUUUCCAUGCGUUUUGACAUUUUUUCCUGACGUGUAUUUAUUUGACUCUUAUUUAUGCUAUUAUUAUUAAGGCUUUAAUUUGCUUCUUUGUGUGUUUUCCCAUGGUUGCUCUUUUGGUGAAGUGGGU